GGAACACGGACAUAUUAGGGUGUAACACGCCGAGAAACCAUGUGGAUAGAGGAGAUCCUUCGUAGCAGAGGGUUUCUACUUUAAUGCUUUGAGACAUUUUACUGAGGCACUUGAAGCAUGGUUUACUUAAAUAUACUUUAGCAGCAUUUAAAGAGGUUUUGUUUUUGUUAAAUAAACCUACAGACUUCUAAAUCAAGCAUGGGGAAAUCGAAGACCAAAAACCAGAAGAAGGCCCGAGCCCAAGCUGUCCAUGUGGCGGAGGAUGCCUACAGAACUGUCCCCCACUCCUUUGUGUUCCAUCGGGGUCAAAUUGGGAAAAACGUGGGUCAGCUCGUCCAGGACAUGAGGAAAGUCAUGCAGCCGUACACCGCCGAGUCUCUGAAGGUACGGAAAAAGAAUCUCCUGAAGGAUUUUGUGUCCAUAGCGGGGCCUCUGGGAGUGACCCACUUCAUUAUCUUUGGCAAAACCAGCGACAGCAUCAACAUGAGACUGGCUCGUCUUCCUAAAGGCCCCAUGCUUUAUUUUAAAGUUGUAAAGUAUUCCCUUAUAAAAGAUGUGGUUUCGUCUUUGAAGAAGCACAGGAUGCAUGAGCAGCAGUUCACCCAUCAUCCACUUCUCAUCCUCAGUAACUUUGGAGUGGAUGGCAUGCAUGUGAAGCUCAUGGCCACCAUGUUCCAGAAUAUGUUUCCCUCAAUAAAUGUCCAAAAGGUAAAUCUCAACAGUAUCAAGAGGUGUGUGCUGUUUAGUUUUGACCCAGAGACUCAGGAAAUUCAGUUUCGACACUACAGCCUGAAAGUCGUCCCUGUGGGGAUGAGCCGAGGAGUAAAGAAGCUGAUGCAGGAGAAGUUCCCCAAUAUGAGCAAGUUCGAGGAUAUUGCCGAGCUGCUGGUGAAGGGAGCGAACUUGUCUGAAAGCGAAGCAGAGCAGGACGGUGAACACAAUAUAACUGAACUGCCACAGAUGUAUGCUGGAAGAGGCAACAUGCCAUCCCAGCAGAGCGCUGUCCGUUUGACAGAAAUCGGCCCUCGAAUGACUCUGCAGCUGGUAAAGAUCCAGGAAGGGAUGGGUGACGGGAACAUCAUCUACCACUCCAUGAUAUCUAAGACAGAGGAAGAGAUUCAGGAAAUCCUGAAGAGAAAGGAGGCCAAGAUGAAGGAAAAGGAGAACCGAAGGAAAACACAGGAAGAGAAUGUGGCCAAGAAGAAAGAGAAACGAGAAGAGAACAAGAAAAAGAGUCUAGAAGGCAUCAAGAAAAAACAAGCUGAAGCUGAGGAGGACAGUGAAGUGGAGGAUCCAGGGAUGCAAGGAGAUCAGGCUGCUGCUGUUGAAUCUGAUGAUGAUGUGGAGUACUACAGACAGGCUGUGGGGGAGGAGCCAGAUGAGGAUAUGUUCCCUGGUGCUAAGAAGAGGAGACGCUCUGACAAAUCUCAGGAACGUCCCAGGAAGAGAAAACUGUCUGCUGGUAAAACCUCCAGAGAUCCAGAUUCUAAAUCACCAAAAAGAAAAAAAGCAGUAGGACAGCAGAGAGACAAAGCAGGAACCGCUCUACAGGGAAAAGGAAAAGCUUGGAAAAAGUCUAAAGAUGGAGAGAAAGCAUUCGGUAAGAAAAAAUGGCCUCCGGGGAAAGCAUUUGGUUCCAAGAAAUCUGGAGAGAGAGAAAACAAAUUUGGAAGGAAAAACUUUGAUGGAAAGAAAAACAAGGACAAGCAUUUUUCUUCAAAGGGUCACAAAAGCAAACCUGGCUUCAAGAAUAAGAAGGGCGCAGGUGAAAAACAAGGUUUCAAACGGACUAAAGGGAAACGUUCUGAAAGCAGGAUGUCGGUCAACUUCUCUGACUGUGAGAAGUUUCAGAUUAGCCUGCUGCCUACCAUGUAUGGGGUCGAGUUUGUUGUGGCCUUUGCAGGAAAUCUGUUUGCCUUGUGUCUGCUGUUUGUCAGAGAAAGGCGCGACUGGCACUCGGGUGUCGUCCUCUCCUGCAACCUGGCCAUCAGUGACCUGCUGUACAUCCUCACUCUGCCUCUGCUGAUCGUCUACUAUGCCCUGGGGAAACACUGGAUUUUUGGCGAGGCUGUGUGUAAAAUGGAGAGGUUUCUUUUCACCUGCAACUUAUAUGUGAGCAUCUUCUUCAUCAUGGCCAUAAGUGUGAACCGCUGUGUGGCUAUCGCAUGGCCCUUCUUCACUCGCUCCUACCUGGAACCAUCCCAUGUUAAAGCCAUUAGUGUGAUCAUAUGGAUCAUUGUAGGAGUCAUCUCCUCCCCUAUGCUGAAAUUUGCAUCUCUUUGUAAACACAGUUACAAUAACAAUACUUUAUGUGUGGCCUUCUGUCACCAAACGUCUGACCCCAAGUCUGACUUUAUUUACAAAGUAUUCCUUGCUGUGUUUGGCUGUCUUGUUCCUUUCAUAGUAACUUUUACUUCUUACUGUGUAGUGACUCGGGUUGUGUGGAAAAAUGCCAACAUAACAACGCUUGAAAAGCGUAAAGUUGCCUUGUUAGUCUUAUCAGUAAUUGUCCUCUAUGCUGUUUCCUUUGUGCCCUAUCGUGUCUACCAAGUCUAUCAUCUGUAUUUAAGGAUAUAUCCCCAACACACACUUUGUUGGGUCUACAACAUGUACCAAGUAUCCAAAGGUCUGGCAACGUUGAACAUGUGUAUCCAUCCCAUCCUCUACAUGGCUUUGUUUGACAGUAUUAGACUGGUAUGCUGUGGACAGAGCUUAGAAGACAACAGAGCUGGAUGAGGAAGUAGAGGUGUCGCUUGGUUGCUCUUGCAUGAAGCACAUCCUUGUUUUAGACUGAACAUAGCUUUGCUAGAAGGAUCUUUGCAGAACUUCUACAUGACACAGUUUUGUACUUCUUGACCAAU
Molecule: messenger RNA, 2861 nt
Organism: Cyprinodon variegatus (sheepshead minnow)
Lineage: Eukaryota; Metazoa; Chordata; Actinopteri; Cyprinodontiformes; Cyprinodontidae
Product: suppressor of SWI4 1 homolog
Exons: 13
Coding region: 199-2736 (845 amino acids)
Biological process (GO): rRNA processing; G protein-coupled receptor signaling pathway; ribosomal large subunit assembly
Cellular component (GO): membrane; preribosome, large subunit precursor
Molecular function (GO): rRNA binding; G protein-coupled receptor activity
Source: RefSeq, a predicted model, not a curated record